This is a messenger RNA of Camellia sinensis, 1715 nucleotides long. NCBI's taxonomy places the organism in Eukaryota, Viridiplantae, Streptophyta, Magnoliopsida, Ericales, Theaceae. The record is from RefSeq and is a predicted model, not a curated record.
UCGUGUGUGGAUCCUUGUAAGUUGGCCUUUGGUAAUCUCGGAUUACUGGCCAUCAUGACACCAUUCUACUAGGGGCGGAAUGGGGUCGUGGCAAACUCACUGGUACUAUUCCAAGUGAGAUUGGAAAGCUUCAAAAUCUACACAAAUUGAAUCUCGAUGACAAUUCAUUGUCUGGUAACAUUCCAUCUUCCCUAGGAAAUCUGGGUUUGUUAAUUAAACUUGCUUUAGGACUAAAUAAUUCUCAAGGAAACAUUCCUCCGAGCCUAGGGAAUUGUAGUAAUUUGCAAAAUCUGUUUCUUUCUCAAAACAACCUUAACGGUACCAUACCAAAACAAGUUGUUUUUAUCUCAUCCUUGUAUAUAUAUCCCAAAACCAAUUGAGUGGUUCUCUUCCCAUGGAAGUUGCAAAGUUGAUAAACCUUGGUUACUUGGAUGUCUCUAAGAACCUAUUAUCAGGUGAAAUUUCGAGCACUCUGGGUAGCUGCACAAGCCUGGAAACGCUACGUUUGGGGAACAACUUUUUCAACGGAGCCAUUCCUUCUUUGAAUUUCUUGAGAGGCCUUAGUGAGUUGGAUCUCGUGAAUAAUAGCUUGUCUGGUGAAAUUCCAGUGUACUUGAAGAGCUUUAUUUUAUUGCAAAAUUUGAAUUUGUCUUUUAAUAAUUUUGAAGGUGUAGUACCAACACAAGGUGCAUUUAGUAAAGCAAGUAAAAUAUCAGUAGUGGGAAACAAUAAGCUCUGUGGGGGGAUAGCUGAAUUGAAGCUACCUAAAUGCAACUUCAAAGAGGAUGAAAAUAGGAGAUCAAAUAGUGCCUUAACUGUAGCACUCUCUAUACCCUUUGGGCUUCUAGGACUAGCUCUCGUGGGGUGUGUUCUUUAUCUUUGCCAGUUCAGAAAUAGAAGAAAAUAUACUCCUUCAAAUUCAUCAAAAAAUUCACUCUUGAGGGUGUCUUACCAAACUCUUGUUAAAGCCACUGAUGGCUUUUCAUCUUUCAAUUUAAUCAGUGUUGGUAGUUUCGGGUCUGUGUACAAAGGAGUUAUUGAUGGAAUAAUUGUCGCUGUGAAGGUACUUAAUCUUUUGCAACAUGGAGCUUUGAAGAGUUUUCUAUUCGAAUGUGAGGCACUAAGAAACAUCAGACAUCGGAAUCUUGUCAAGUUGAUAACGACAUGUUCGACGAUAGAUUAUCAGGGUCAUGACUUCAAGGCCCUGGUUUAUGAGUUCAUGGUCAAUGGGAGUCUUGAAGAGUGGUUACACCCAAAUUGCAAUGAAGAUUUGUCAAAUGAAGAGCUUAAGAAGCUAAACCUUCUUCAAAGACUAAAUAUUAUCACUGAUGUUGUUUGUGCCUUGAAUUAUCUUCACAACCAUGCCCAAUCCCCAAUAGUCCACAGCGAUCUUAAGCCAAGCAACAUUCUUCUGGACAAAGAUAUGACAGGGCAUGUUGGUGAUUUUGGGUUAGCAAAAUUCCUUGCAGACCAUGCCACCCAUGACUUGUUUGUAAACGAAACAAGCUCUGUUGGCAUAAGGGAAACAAUAGGUUAUACUGCUCCAGGUGAAUAUGCUUUGAUUUAUUCUUAAUUGUUUCGUGCACCAAAAAGUGUAAAGAAAAUUGCAUGUGUGAUUUGGGCAACGCAUUAUUUUUUUAAUACACAGUUCUUUAACCUUUUCUAUUUAUGAAACAUUUCUGUCUUUUAUAUCCAAUAUUUUGUUUUGCCCUUUA